AUGUCUGAAUUGCCUGUUUAUAACACAAAUUCAGAGGCUCGAAGAAGACACCACAACAAUUACGAAACUAAGACAAAUACUCAAACAACAGAACAAAACAAUCUUUCAGAAGGAAGUGGAGGAGACUUAAAUUAUUAUUCUUUUCAACAAUUCGGAAAUUUUUCUUCAUUAAUUACUCCAGCUUCUAAUAUUUGGAACGCAGCUCAGGAUAUUUCAAAUUUGCCUAUCGAUAUGCCAUUCCAUGAUCGAACAGUUGAAUUUAGAACUGUGGCAAAGUCUUGUCAGUUUCGACAUCAACCUAAUGGGAAUAUUUUGGAAGCUAAAGGAGAACGCGAGAAAAUGCUCCAAUCUUCUAUACAUUUUAAUCAAUUGGCCAAGAGGAUUGGCAGGGAUUUGAGCAUGACUUGUGCAAAAAUGGAGAAGUUAUCUCAACUAGCCAAAAAUAAAUCACUUUUUGAUGAUCGGGCAAGUGAAAUUGAAGAGCUUUCUCAGACUAUAAAACAAGAUAUAACUGGUUUAAAUAAACAAAUUGCUAAUUUACAACAAGUUGCACUUCAGAGAUCUGGGGCUAAAAAUAAUUCAUCAAAAAAUGAACAGCAGGGCCAGAACCAUUCGAAACUUGUUGUUGUUGGUUUACAAUCAAAGCUUGCUUCUAUUAGUAAAACUUUUAAAAAUGUUUUGGAAAUUAGAACAGAGAAUUUAAAAUUAAAAAGAGCCAGACGCGAAAAAUUCAGUCAAUCGGCAGCAAUUCCUUCAAAUUUACCUCCAUCUGCAAGCAAUGGAAAUAGUAACUAA
This is a messenger RNA of Meloidogyne enterolobii, 795 nucleotides long. The record is from the annotation of a GenBank genome assembly. Lineage: Eukaryota; Metazoa; Nematoda; Chromadorea; Rhabditida; Meloidogynidae.